UCUCUCUCUUUAAUGUAUCUCCUCACCUCUCUCACUCUCUCCCCCCACCCAUCUCUCUCUUUCUCUCUCACUCUCUCUAUUGCCCCACCUCUCUCUCUCACUCUCUCUAUCUCCCCACCUCUCUCACUCUCUCCCCCCACCCCUCUCUCUCUUUCUCUCUCACUCUCUCUAUCGCCCCACCUCUCUCUCUCCACCCAGGUGUUUGUUAGUUUAAGGCAAUGAGGACAGGACUAGAGAGGGCAGGAGAGGACAGAAGGGGAAAGGAGAGGAGGGCAGAGGACAGGAGAGGAGGGGUGAUCUGUGUUUUCUGGAGAGAUGAACGAAGGCCUUUGUUUAGAAUGUGAGAACAUACUUUUUUCCCCUCUCUCUCACUCUCCCUACCUCUCUCUCUCCUCUCUGUGCACUCCUCCUUCUCCUCUUCCAUCCCCUCUUUUCUCACUCUCUAUCCAUUCUCACCUCUCACUUUUAGUUCUGCUGGUACAGUAUCCUCUGGGGAGUGUGCUUAAGGAGUCCGGAGUCUCUUGGGAGUUCUGUUGUCCACGUCUCCUCUUCUGCUUCGCAGGUUUAUUCUUUGCCUGAUUUUUGCUUCUGUGGGUGCUGCUAUACUCAGGAGGAUCUUUGUUACUUCUCUUUACUCCAAGACUGGACUGGAGGUGGUUUCAGAAACACAGCCCAGGUCUCAAAGUUUUUCCUUGUCUAUAGUCGUUUUUUUCUUGGACUAACUAUCUCAGUUAGUUUGUCUUGGACUAUCCCAGUUAGUUUGUCUUGGACUAUCUCAGUUAGUUUGUCUUGGACUAUCCCAGUUAGUUUGUCUUGGACUAUCCCAGUUAGUUUGUCUUGGACUAUCCCAGUUAGUUUGUCUUGGACUAUCCCAGUUAGUUUGUCUUGGACUAUCCCAGUUAGUUUGUCUUGGACUAUCCCAGUUAGUUUGUCUUGGACUAUCUCAGUUAGUUUGUCUUGGACUAUCCCAGUUAGUUUGUCUUGGACUAUCCCAGUUAGUUUGUCUUGGACUAUCUCAGUUAGUUUGUCUUGGACUAUCCCAGUUAGUUUGUCUUGGACUAUCUCAGUUAGUUUGUCUUGGACUAUCUCAGUUAGUUUGUCUUGGACUAUCCCAGUUAGUUUGUCUUGGACUAUCCCAGUUAGUUUGUCUUGGACUAUCCCAGUUAGUUUGUCUUGGACUAUCCCAGUUAGUUUGUCUUGGACUAUCUCAGUUAGUUUGUCUUGGACUAUCCCAGUUAGUUUGUCUUGGACUAUCACAGUUAGUUUGUCUUGGACUAUCUCAGUUAGUUUGUCUUGGACUAUCUCAGUUAGUUUGUCUUGGACUAUCCCAGUUAGUUUGUAUUGGACUAGUACAGUCUCCAAUCCUGGGUUUUGGAUUUGACCAGCCGUGGGCUCAGAUCCAGAAACCUGACAUGGCGAUGCUGAGAUUUUGGGUUCUGUGUUUGUGUGUGAGUGUUCUCAAUGUAGGCGUUCUAACUCUGACCCCCCAAAAACACGAGAUAGAAAAUGAGGUACAACACGACGUGGAACAUGUGCAUGGAACAUGGACCAUGGAACAUGAAGCGAGGGAACCCGAUAAAAUCUAUGCAGAGACUCUAGCAACCCACCAACCUGCCACAUACACUCCUAUAAUGGACACACGUGCCACAGUCCCAACUCUGACAGACAUACCUCUUACAGAAACAACUGUGAUAGGUACAGCUAUUACGGAGUCAGACGUACCUGUGGUCGCCACAUGUCUUUCAUCAGCCCUACCCCUCACCUCAUUACCGAAUGAUGAAGAAGGCAGGGAUCAGGAAAAAGGCAGGGAGGACAAGAAUCCAAGAAUUGAAGAGGAAGGGGAGGAGGAGGAGAAGGGGAGAGUGAGGGAUGAGCAGAUGAGAAAGGACAGAGAGAUGGAGGCGAGCAGAGGGAGGAGAGGAGUGACGGGAAGGAGACAUGCAGCAACUGUAGAGGCCACUGCGUACAGAAUGGCAGGUCUGGGGCGCCCCCUACCUGGCUGGAAGAAGCGAGGUACAAAUGGGGGAGCUGAACAGGAAGGUGUUCUCAGGACCAUACUAAAGGAACUACACGGUGAUAAGGACAGACUGAUGGACACAGAGAAGGCAGAGGAAGAGGAAGAUGAGGAGGAAGAUGAAGAAGACGAUGAAGAGGAAGAUGAUUCUGAAGAGGAGGAAGAGGAGGAGGAGGAAGAGGAAGAGGAGGAGGAAGAAGAGGGGACAGAGUCUCCCACCAAUCAGACAGUAGCAAGGACCAGCUUCACAGAGUCUCUCCCAGGGACGUGUCAAACGUCUAACGGACAAAUAAGCUGCAGGGGUAUUGGCAUGAAUCACCUCCCAGUCAUCACCGACCUUGGGGUCACGACCCUGGAUCUGGCAGAGAACAACAUCAGUCGUAUUGCCUCACGGGGUUUCUCUGGUCUUCCCAACCUGGAGAGUAUAGAUCUGAGCAAAAACCGACUUGAUGACGACUCGCUCAGCCACCACCUCUUCUCUAAUCUGACCCGGCUGAGGAGGCUCAACCUCGAUGAUAACCAGCUGACACGGAUCCCCCUGCUGCCACCUUUGCUGGGGGAGCUCACGAUGAAUGGCAACAAGAUCACCAGACUCACCCCUUACAGCUUCAAAGGUCUGUUCCAUCUGUUGUCUCUGGAGCUAGAGGAGAACCUUUUCCAAGACGGCAACGUGUCCCCUUUGACCUUCAAGCCGCUGAAGAGGGUCCAGUACCUGUGCUUGGACAUGAACAGGUUCCGCUCCCUCCCCCUCGGCCUGCCCCGCUCCCUACAGGAGCUGAGGAUGCGUGAUAACCAGUUACAGGAGGUACCAGAGGGGGUUCUGAGUGAAUUAGCCAAACUGAGAGUUUUAGACCUUAGUCACAACCUGCUGCAUGAGGGCAGCAUCUCAAACCGGGCCUGGGUCAAACUAACUUCUCUUGAAGCCUUGGACCUCUCUCAUAACAGCCUCACUUCAGUCCCCCUCUACCUACCCCGCCCUCUGCGUCAGCUGACCCUGCAACACAACUCCAUUGGUCGAAUCCCUGCGUAUGUCUUUGGCCACCUGCGCCCUGGCCUAGAGUCCCUCCGUCUAUCCCACAAUGCACUAGGGGACGAAGGAGUGCAAGGAGUUUCUUUUGUGGGCAUGUACCGAUCGCUUGUUGAGCUCCUAUUGGACAAUAACCGUCUGGGGGCGGUGCCUCGCAGCGUGUGGCAGUUUAGGAACCUGCAGGUGCUGAGGCUCGACUACAACCAAAUCAGGUCUGUGGCGGUGGGGUCGGUGUGUCACUCUCGUGUGGCGGUGCGUUCGGCCCUGGCCUCUCUCCACCUGGAGAACAACCUUAUAGAAGAAGACAUCCCCUCCACUACCUUCAACUGUAUUCAAGACCCUAGUAGUGUGGUCACACAGCCCCAGGAACACAUACACGAAGUGUAGACCAGCUUCUCCAUGUAUAGAUGUUCCACUGAACCAUCAUUAAACCUCCCUAUUUCCCCACCUCCCUUUCUUCACUAAUCACCUAUGUCAUCUCGUCAUGUAUGUAAACUCGUGUUUGUGAUGUCACAGUCGAUGAUGAUGAUGAUGAUGAUGAUAAAGAUACUAAUUCGUACCAGUACAGUUGUGUUACCUUACUCGAACAGAAAUGAAACUACUGAUGUCUGUGUAUGAAAAUGCUCUAGCGGUUGAGAGACAAUAUUAAAUAACAGCUAUUCCAACCUGUGUAUUUAAGGGUCUGGGGGAGGUUAGUCUUGGGGCAGGUUAGACGUAUACCAGGGGUAACAGGGUUACAGUGUCAGUGGGAGAUCUGAGG
Molecule: messenger RNA, 3801 nt
Organism: Oncorhynchus keta (chum salmon)
Lineage: Eukaryota; Metazoa; Chordata; Actinopteri; Salmoniformes; Salmonidae
Product: extracellular matrix protein 2
Exons: 10
Coding region: 1413-3428 (671 amino acids)
Biological process (GO): positive regulation of cell-substrate adhesion; extracellular matrix organization
Cellular component (GO): extracellular matrix
Molecular function (GO): collagen V binding; protein binding; heparin binding
Source: RefSeq, a predicted model, not a curated record